Entrophospora candida is the source of this 1281-nucleotide messenger RNA. Lineage: Eukaryota; Fungi; Glomeromycota; Glomeromycetes; Entrophosporales; Entrophosporaceae. The record is from the annotation of a GenBank genome assembly.
AUGUUUCGAUGCUCAAGGUUUUUAAAAUUCGGAAAUUUAUCAUAUUUCAUUCAUAAACCAACAGUAAUAAUUUCAAGAACCAUUUCUGCAAAUGCCUCAAAUAAAGUCAAAUAUAAUUGGGAAGAUCCACUUGAUCUAGAAUCAAUGCUGACAAGUGAAGAGGUUGCAAUUAGAGAUACUGCAAAAGAAUAUUGUCAAACUAAACUGUUGCCACGAAUUAUAGAAGCAUAUCGACAAGAAAAAUUUGAUAGAGAGAUUUUAAAUGAGAUGGGGGAAUUAGGAUUAUUAGGAUCUACAAUUCAAGGAUAUGGUUGUGCUGGUGUAUCAUCAGUUGCUUAUGGUUUGAUUGCACGUGAAGUUGAAAGGAUAGAUAGUGGAUAUCGAUCUUCCAUGAGUGUUCAAUCAUCGCUUGUAAUGCAUCCUAUUUAUGCAUAUGGUACUGAAAAACAAAAACAAAAAUAUUUACCAAGAUUAGCAAAAGGUGAAAUAGUUGGUGCAUUUGGAUUAACAGAACCUAAUCAUGGAUCUGAUCCAGGAGGUAUGCAAACAUAUGCAGAUAAAAAAAAUGGAGUCUAUAUACUACACGGGUCAAAAACAUGGAUCACCAAUUCACCGAUUGCUGAUGUUUUUAUUGUCUGGGCCAAAUGUAAAGAGGAUCACAAGAUUCGUGGAUUUAUAUUAGAAAAGGGAAUGAAAGGAUUAUGGGCGCCAACAAUUAAAGGCAAACUAUCGCUUCGAGCAUCAAUUACUGGGAUGAUUAUGAUGGAUAAUGUAGAAGUUCCUGAAGAAAAUUUGUUACCCGAAGUGGAAGGUCUAAAAGGACCAUUUGGUUGUCUUAAUAAUGCACGAUAUGGAAUAGCAUGGGGUGUUAUGGGCGCAGCAGAAUUUUGUUUAGCACAAGCUCGUGAAUACGCAUUGAAUCGAGUGCAAUUUGGAGCACCUUUAGCUCGAUUUCAAUUAGUUCAAAAGAAAUUCGCUGAUGCUAAUACUGAGAUUGCGCUUGGAUUACAAUCAUGUUUGAGAGUUGGUAGAUUAAAAGAUGAGCAAAAAGUAUCACCAGAAAUGAUAUCGUUAAUUAAACGAAAUUCAUGUAAUAAAGCUUUAGAUAUAGCUAGAUCUAUGAGAGAUGUGUUGGGAGGUAAUGGCAUCAGUGACGAAUAUCAUAUUAUGCGACAUGAACAAAAUUUAUGCACUACUAAUACAUAUGAAGGAACUUAUGAUAUUCAUACACUUAUUUUGGGUAAAGCAAUAACCGGGGAACAAGCAUUUACAGCUUCAUAA